AUGGCGGUUUUUCUUAGAAGCAUUUCAGAAGAAAUAUAUAUUGGAGAGCAGUUUAUUACUCAGAUGAAGCAUGAUUUCUUUAAUCUGAUUCAGGGUGGUAAAUCGGUGUACGAUUAUGAAUGUGAGUUUAAUAAACUUGCUCGAUAUGCCUCAGAGAUGAUUCCCACUGAAAGAGAUAUAUGUCAAAAAUUUAUUCGAGGUCUUCGUCCCAGACUCAAGGAACUUCUGUUGGCUGUGAACUUGACCACUUUUCAGGAAGUUUCAUCGUCAUCUUUUCAGUCUAAAAGAGGUCGAGGUUCUGGUUAUCGAUAUCAAAAUAAAACUGAAAGUGGUGCUUCUAGUCGUAAAGGAUUUGAGGCAAAAGAAAAAGGCCGACAGACUCAGAUGACAGUUUCAGGAGCCAGUAGAUCAGCUCGAUCACAGGAUCAGAUAUUGCCAUGUCAGUAUUGUGGUAAAAAUCACCCUGGAGUUUGUAGAAUGAAGACUGGAGCUUGUUUCCGUUGUGGAGAUACCAAUCACUUUGUCAGAGAUUGCCCUUUAAUUGGGGAGAGAUCAGUGCAGACAGAAAGGUCUGUAGCAGUAUCUCAGAGAGGCGAUAGAGGCAGAGGCAGAGGUAGAGGGAGGGGGUACUCUGAGACAACCUCUCAGUCCGACGUUCGUGCUCCAGCGAGAAUUUAUAACAUCAAGACUAAUGAUGAUCGUGACGACCCAGAGAUCAUAGCAUGUACUUUCUAUCUUUAUGAUGAGCCUGUAUUUGUUUUGAUUGAUUCGGGUUCUACGCGUUCCUAUGAUGGCUCCAACGGAACUCAGAGAACUAAAGGCGCAAUUACAGGAGCUAUUAGAUCGAGUUUUAUUAUACCGAGUGUAUCUCCUUGGGGUGCACCAGUAAAAGCAGAACACCAAGUACCUUCGGGGUUGUUACAACCUAUCUCAAUUCCUCGAUGGAAAUGGGAACCGGUUACCAUGGAUUUUGUGACAGGUUUACCUUUGACACCUAGUAAGAAAGAUUCGAUCUGGGUGAUAGUGGAUAAAUUGACAAAGACAACACAUUUUAUCCCAGUUCGAGAAGAUUAUUCUAUGAACAAGUAUGCUGAGUUAUAUAUCAGAGAAAUAGUAUGA
Messenger RNA from Hibiscus syriacus, 1119 nucleotides. RefSeq lists its product as uncharacterized. Bases 1 to 1119 code for a protein of 372 amino acids. The transcript has 3 exons. NCBI's taxonomy places the organism in Eukaryota, Viridiplantae, Streptophyta, Magnoliopsida, Malvales, Malvaceae. The record is from RefSeq and is a predicted model, not a curated record. Gene Ontology annotation, molecular function: nucleic acid binding; zinc ion binding.